Messenger RNA from Xyrichtys novacula (pearly razorfish), 7598 nucleotides. Lineage: Eukaryota; Metazoa; Chordata; Actinopteri; Labriformes; Labridae. The record is from the annotation of a GenBank genome assembly.
GCGUGCCGCAGCCAAUCAGAGGAUUGUUUUUCUGUCACGUCGAUGCAGGGAUAGUAAGCUAACGGAUAAUGCAAAGUUAAACUAACAUUAAGAAAGCGGAUUGAUGCACAAAGGCUAAGUGGCGCGAGAGGGAUUAAAUCAUUCGGACCGAAUACUUUUUUGUCGGAAUUUAAUCUGAGGAAAUGUGUGGCGGUCGACACCAAAAGGAGCCACAAAUUGGGUGACGCGAGCUAACCGAGUUAGCCGUAGCGUGCUAAUUUUCAACGCUCGGAAAGGCCGCGGAGAAACGCACGAGCUGCUUCCUGUUCUCGCUCCACUGAGAAUGUAGGUUACACCAUUAAGUAGCAAAAUCAACGUGAUAAAUUCAGCCGUUUGUACCGUGGAGUAAUCGAUUGCAUUAAGGUUUGAAUUAGAGGGGUAUUCACAGGCUAUCUAGCUUGUUAGCUCUCCAGCUAGCUAGCUAGUAUGAGCGAACUGAGGGGCUGCACACAGUCCGCUGACUCCGCGUCGAGGAAGCGGGGUCCAUCACCCGAGCAGGAUGAAGGUAGCACGAUUCCCAGCAAGUCGUGCAAAGUUAGCGGCGCACCAGACGUUAGCGCGGAAAGUUGCAAAAACAGUGAAGCUGAGAGUAAAGAAAUGACUGAAAAUGAAACCCAGCCUAAAGGUAGUGAAGGAGGAGAACCAGCUGUUGCGCAAAAGGAUCAGAGUUCACAUGGCGCUCAACUGCCAACUGUCAACAACUCCAGCAGUGACGAUCACAAAGCCAACAACUCCGAAAAACCCGAGUCGUCAGAUGCAAGAGGAUCAGCUGAUGCAAAGAGAGAUGCAGCAAAGACAGAAGCAUCCAAGCAGUGUCCCUCAACUCCUCUGGACCAGUCCGACUCAGCUGCCAUAGCAGCCGCUGAGGCACUUGCAAGUCUCACAGGAGGAGAUGGAGAAGACAGCCAAGAGACUCCUUGUUCAUCUGAAAAGGCCAAACAGGUGAAACAGGGGAGCAGGUUCAAACAACGCGGGGGUCACCCGUCCUCGAAAGCGGGCUCCAGGACGCAGGCUGCUGCUGCAGACAGCUCCACAUCUGUGCACAGUACAGACAGAGAGGAUGCUGAUGACAUGCCAGAAGCAGACGAUGGCGAUGAGUCGAUAUCAGGAUCUUCGUCUGACCCUAGCUCCUCGUUCCCAUCAGACAACGAGGACAAUGAUGAUGGGGAGUGUGCCAUAGUGUCGGUGAAGAUGGCCCCGGAGAUGAGACAGUCUGUGGCUCUCCUGGCUCAAGUGCAGAUGAGACUCGAGGCUCUUGAGAAGAAAAGCGCCCGGCUUCACCAGCGGCUAGAGCUGAAGAUUAGUCGUCAGCGGCGCCCACAUCUCGACCAGCGCAGCUCCAUCAUGAAAACUAUCCCAGGUUUCUGGGUGACAGCUGUAUCCUUUUACAUAAAAAUACAUUCCCUGUUCUCAUAUUUAUCUUAAAUCGUGACAAAUUUUAACCAAAAUUAAGCUGGAGUUUGUCUUAACCUGAUGUGCAAGCUCUUGAACCAUCCUCACCUCUCAGCUCACAUUGAUGAGUCAGAUGAAGAUGCUCUCAGCUACAUGACUGAUCUGGAGGUAUGAGGGGUUGGUUUCCUCUUACUACAUUCAGCCUUUUAAUGUAUUUGUCUUUAAAAGUGAGUCAUUUUCUCUGUUUCUUUCAGAUCGAAUCAUUCAAGAAUAAUAAACUGGGCUUCAGGAUCCGCUUUCACUUCCGACGAAACCCGUACUUCCAGAAUAACAUCAUCAUGAAGGAGCUGCACCUCGGGAUGGGAGGUAAAAAGCAAUUUAUAUUUCUCGUAAACUAUCAUGCCAAAGCAUUCAAAGACCAUAUCAUCAUUUACUCAACUCAACUUGAUUUGAAAACCACAGCCGACCAAAGUUCUGUACAUAAAUAGACAAAACAGCACAGACAUAAAAAACAAUCAAAAAAACAAUUAAAACAGUGGAUAAAGUAAAAGCAGAUAUUAAAAAGUAAAAUAUAGUUUCAGUGUUUUUAAAAACUAAUUUUAAAAACAUAGAAACAAAUAACUAAAAACAAACCAUAAAACACUAAAACAGGAGCCGAGUCUCAUGCAGGGUUGAAAGCCAAUCAAUAAAAAUGGGUUUUAAGGCGAGUUUUAAAAAAGGACAGUGUGGGGGCUUGUCUGAUUUGGAGGGGUAGCUCGUUCCAUACAACAGAAAAAGAUCUAACCCCUCUGAGCUUCAGUUUUGACCUCGGUACCUCCAGAAGCAGCUGAUCAGCUGACCCGAGGCACCGAGCGAGCAGGGGUGUAGGGGCAGAGAAGCUCAGAGAGGUAAGAUGGAUCCAGACCAUUUUAAGAUUUAAAAACAAAUAAAAGAAUCUUAAAAUGAACUCUAAAAUGUACGGGUAACCAGUGGAGGGAGGCCAGGAUGGGAGUAAUGUGCUCCAGUUAAGAUCCAUUUACCAUCAUUAUUUUCUCACACCAGUACACUUCAGGUUCAGACAGGGUUCAUUUUUCAAUUACUGCCAAACAAACGCUGAGAGUGACGAGUACCAACCCAGAAAACAGAACACAAAGUUCAACCAACUUGUCAGCUUCACACCCACAGUGAGCAGACUCCUCACUUAAGCUGUUUAUGCCAGGAUAAAGUGAUAGUCAUGCUGGAGUUGUUUUCUGCGUGUGUGUGCUUCAAUGAAUAAACAACUUAACACCUCAAAAUGAUGAAAAGUCUGCCACAGUCAUGAGUAGAUUAUACAAUAUUUCACCGACUGAUCAGUUUCAGGGCUGUUGAAUCACGUUAAGUAGAUCUACAGAAGUUAGUAUAAUCAAUCAAUUAAUCAAACUUAAUUUAUAAAGCGCUUUUCCUACAGGGAUGUGACUCAAAGUGCUUUACAGUCAUGUUAAAGACAAAAACAAAAAACUACCCCAGAUGCCCCCUUACCCCCCACGAACCCCGUGGCCGGCCUCUGCAAUCACAAGUGACCACUGCUCCUGGUGCCGAGGGCUCCUUCAGAGGAAACACUGGGGGUCCUAAAAAUGAUAAAAGGAUAAAAACAAGUAAAAACUAAAAUAUGAAUAAAACACAGACCUAAAAUUACCCUCCACUAACUAGGAUAAAUGAAGAUAAAACUAAUGAAUAUCAAUGAAAAGUUAAGCUAAAAAGGUGGGUCUUGAGCCUGCUCUUAAAAACAUGAACGUUCAAUGCGGCCCUGAGGUCCUCUGGCAGGCUGUUCCAUAGACGAGGGCCGUAAUAUUGAAAAGACGCCUCGCCAUGAGUGUGUGUCCUGACUUUGGGAGUGACUAGGGUCGCAGGGUCCGUGAAGGUUCAUAAGGUAAAAGCAGUUCUGAAAGAGAAGAAGGCCCAAGACCAUUAAGACAUUUAAAAACAAGUAAAGGAACCUUAAAAUCGAUCCUAAAACACACAGGGAGCCAAUGCAGUGAUUCUAAAACCGGUGUAAUGUGGGCCCACCUCCUGGUCUUAGUCAGGAAACUUGCUGCUGAACUUUGUAAUAAUUGUAGACCUGAAAUAUUUUUUUGGGGAACACCAGAAAGCAGGGCAUUACAAUUGUACAAAUGACUGUUGAUAAAAGCAUCCAUUAACGUCUCCGUGUUAUAAGGAAAGUAUCUACAGUAGUAUAAGGAAAUAUCAAACCAUUAAAGACUUGUGUGAGUGCUUUUAAGAGUAAAACCGACCACAUCUCACAUGUUCAGCCCAGAAGCGAAGAAAAUAUCCCCUACUGGUGACUGGAGCAGCUUGAACACAGAUCACAAGUGUGUUUGGAGUGAAAGUAGAAAUUUAUCCCUCUGUAUGAUGAGGCAGCGUCAAAGAAUUUGCCUCUCAAAUUGACAUUUUUGAAGCUGGUUUUUGCAUUUUAGGUCACUCACAUUGCUUGUUGAAAGUUUUACUUCCUCCUUUAUAGCAUUAGGAUUUUAAUUUGUCUUUUAAACUCCAACCUGAUUCAAGAUAAAAGUGUGACGAUCAAAGAUAAUAACCCUCCUUUUGUUUGCAGGAUCACCCAUGUCCUUCUCCAACCCCAUCCUGUGGCAUCGUGGACAAAACCUGACAGCCAACAGCGAACCCAGGAAGUCGUCACGUGGGGUCUACCACACUUUUUUCAGCUGGUUCAGUGACCAUAGCAACCCAGGACAAGAUGAUGUAGCACAGGUACAUCUAACUGCACCUCCUCAAAAAUAAAACUUUCCAGCAAAAUAUUCAUUAAAUGACAUAUUUGACUGUAAAGAGUCAGCAGGAUACGAUUUGUAGAGGACAGGAUAAGCAGUAACUGUUUUGUCCAUCACUCAUUAAAAAUGUAUUGUGACGUGUUUGUGUUCAGAUACUUAAGGACGACCUGUACAGAGACCCUCUGAGAUACUACCUCACGCCGCUCUGGGAACCACGGGAGAACGGCAGGUAAAUCACACACAUGUUUACAGACAAACACAGAGUAAGGUGGGGUCUGUGUAUGAACCACUUAUUAAGCUAUAAAUUGUAGAACUAUUUCCAGCCUCGGGGCCUUGAAAGUAUAGUUCACGCUUUAGAUUUUAACAGUUUCCUGUGUUUUUUUUCUUCCUUUCCUUCUACUGAGACCAGGUGGGAUGCACACCUGAGGAGUACGUGUGUAAAGUGUUAACAUCAGCAUGUGUGUGUGUUUUUUUUCUCUCCAGUGGUGGCAGCGGGGCCAGACCAGCUGACAACGGUAAUGGAGACGACUGCGUAGUGAUCUCUGACUCAGACGAGGAGCCUGGUGAGGCAGAACAAGGCCACAGCAGGGAGGAGGAGGAGGAAGAUGAUGAUGAAGAGGAGGCGGAGGAGGAGGAAGAGGAGGAGGAGAGGGGGCCAAGUGCUGGUGAGUGAUAAAGAAGAACGUAUAAGAACAGCCUCAACCCCAGUGCUUCAUUCAGCUGGAUGGGGUGUAGCAACACAGCUGUACAUGACACAUUAACUAGGGCCCGACCGAUUUAUCGGAGAGACGAUUAAAUCGGCCUAUUUUAGCGCGUUUGAGACUAAUCGGUAAUCGGCCAAAACUCGCAGAUUUUCGAUAAGAUUCGUUUUCACUUCAAAAAUUUUCCGCCAUUUGAAAAGUUCCCCGACUUAUCCAGUAGAUGGCGCAGGGACCUCAUGACAAUCUUCAUCCACGAACUACCUCACAGCACAGCAGAGUGACGGAUCUGAAGCAGGCAGCUCAGGGAUGCACGAAUCGGACGGAGGAGAGUGGUCCGCCUCAACGGUAAAUAAACCAGUUUCUGUUCAACCCACUUCACCAUGUUCCCCACUGUGCUGGUCUCGGUCACGCCGAGUUAACGGUGAGCACCAUGUAAUAUGCAAGCUAAAGUUAGAGUUAGCCACCUGCUAUUAGCCUUGCUACACUGUUAGCCGUGCCAGUAACGGUAGAAUAAACAACAGUACACAUUAUGUGAUCGAGCUACUUCUCUUACUGAGGCAGCUGCAUGUCUGAGAGCGGACCGGAAAUGGGUCACGUGAGUUAAGACGCAGAGGCACCAAUCGGCGCAGUUGAAAACGCUUUUCUGGUCGAGUUUGAUUUGUCGGUCUUUCUGUCGGCGUGAAGAGCAGUAGCCUACAGUAUAUCCUCAGUUUAUAUAUUUUUUUUAUAACUUCAUAAAAAAUUUAAAAAAUCGGCCGAUUAAUCGGAUUUUUUCCCCCCUAAUAAUCAGUAUCGGCAUCAGCCUCAAAAGAUCCAUAUUCGUCGGGCCCUAGUUUUAAUAUUAGUUUGAAUUCGUACUGAUAAAACAAAGUGAUCAUUGCUGUUUGUGUUAUUAAAGGAGAGGCAGAGGGAGUGUCAGCGUACAACUUGACUAGCUUUUGUUGUAGCUAUAUUAAGAAUGCCUGGGUAAUGCAGCCUAAACUGAAUAGACAGGAAAUAUGUCCUCCUCAGAUGAGAGCCCAGAGGAGGGCGAGGAGGAUGAUGCUGGAGAAAUUGUGAUCGAUGGUAAGACACCACUCUCGACAGCAGCGCUGCAAAUUCACUCUUUAAAAAUGAACCACAGGUUGGGAUCGAGUAGAGAUAAAAAUUCAUCUUGUUUUGAAUCAUUCAUGCUUCUUAGUUACACUGUUUUUUUUACAAAUUUGAUUUGACCUCAAUCCCCGAAUACAGAGUUAAAGAUCAUUCUUCCUCUUAGCAAAAGUCCUCUGAAACUUCAACUUGUUUUUGUCGUGCAGGCUCUGAUGACAGUGAGCAGGAAGAAGAGGAAGAGGAGGCCUGAGACGAGCCGGAGGAGACAAACGCGGGACCAGCUACCAGGAAGAUAACGAGCAUGCCUACUUCGGCAACGAGACACAGAGCAAUUAAUUCUCAUUUUUAUGCACAGAAUAUCAUUGUUUUGUUGUUGUUUUUUUAAAAUCUAAAUUCAUCAAAAUCCUUUUAAAUCAGGGUUAACUAAUAACGAAGCCAAGGCAGCAUGUCCCCCCCUCUAUUUUAUAUAGUCAGUGCUGUGUACUCUGAUGUACUCUGAUUCACUUUUUGCAAAAAUACUGUUUUCUAAACUGGUUCUGAGGCACGAUACGUCUGUCAGUUCAUAUUAGGUAUCGCUCUUCUAUAGUGGAGGAGCGUACACUCACACUCACGCACACGCGGGCACACAUUGAUGAGAUUUAGAUGGUCGCUAUUUAUGGCGUUAAAAAAAAUUCUUCAAAGGAAACAAAAAAAAAAAAAAAGCAGAAACUUCAAGUGGCAUUAAAAGUGAUCAUUUCCAGACAGUUUUUUUUUCUGUUUUUAGGAACGACAUGCAAAAGACAAACAUGUCAAAAGUUAUCAAGAUAAAACGAGAGUACAUUUUAGAUGCACCGAACCAAAAUUAGUUCUCAGGGAUGAUCAUGGUAGUAGUUUUAUCGAGUGGACAUCACUGAUUUUUACACAUUGACACACUUUGGCUGUUGUUGGUUGUAUAUAAGGAAACGUGUACUCUACUGUAGUAAAUAGGAACAGAUAUUGUUUAAAUAUGCUCCCUGUGUUUCUCCUUCACCUCUUGAUCUUGUCACACCUGAUCCUGUAAACCGUCAUUGCAUAGUUUUACUGAUGUUUCUGUGGGUACUUCAACAAGUAGUUUUGUGUUUCUUUCUGUCUUAACUUGCUUUCUGAAACAUUUAUAGUUUGAUUUGAUGUUCUGUGUUUUAAAAUCUGUUGUGUUAUCUUCUUUUUAAAAAGACUGUAUUUAUUACCUGGCUUUUCUACAUGUCCACAUUAUGGCAUGCCUGUGAGCAUGAAGUGUGAGGUGAGGCGAUUACAUUAGGGCUUUUUUUUUUCCUCUCUGUGCAGUGUCGGUAAAUGUCGUUAAACUCACACCAACACCACGAGGUGCACUGUAACAAAACUAGUAUUUGUAUUUGCUUACUUUCUUAUUAGCAAUGACCUGUAAAUAAUAUUUCAGCUUUGUCUUUUGGACGAGACACAUAUUUAAUCCAUGGAUAAGUUUAUCAAUAAUCUGGACUUUUUUCAUAAACAUGAUCAGAAAGGUAUAUUUUGUGUGCUGUGUUUUAUAGGACACUGUAGUUUAAGGAAACCUACCUGUUUGUUGCUUUGGUUCAUUUCGUUUGCUUAAAGAUAAAUGUCCACCUUUUGACUCAGACCUAAUAAAUAGGCAGUUGUUAAAAUA